UUCAGUACGAGUCAAGCGGUCUUCAAAGUAUCCAGCAAAGAGAACGCGGUUCUUUUUAAGCGCGUUUUUAUUAAAUUCUACUCAUAUAAUUUAUAAUUUGCGUCGCUAUAUAAUUUCUCCUUGUUUCGUAGAAUCAAACCAAAAUCAAUCAAUCAAUCAAUCGAUCAAUUCAAAUAAACACGUAAAUCAACCACAAUCGAUUUGGAAUUCCGUUGAAUUGGGAUUUAGCCCAAAAAUCAAAAGAACAGUUUCGUUUCGAAAUUUUCCCUUGAACGGAAAUUGGACAUCCUCAGGACAACGCAGAGCAAGUAAGUGCGGCGGUUCCUGGCACAAGACAACUUGGCAACAACUGGUUUGACCCACAUCCACCAAAACAAAGAAAAAAAGGAAGCCAAAGUUCGGGAACAAUUCCUAAAGUGAAAAAGACCUUAACAAAAAUUUCUGAUCUAAGAAACCAUUGGGACACCUUGGAAACCAACUAUAAUUUUCCAAAGAUCUCUAUCUGGACAAAACAUAUGUCUUGUUGAUUUUUUCGGUUCGUUCAAUUCUCAUUCACAAAAUAUCGGAUUGGUUCGUUCAACUAUACAUAUAUGCACUCUAUAUAGACUACAUACGUACGUACGCAUAUAUAGAUUGUCGAUUGACUCUUAAGUUCGGUGUAUAAUUUUUCUCUACUUCGGAAAGUGGAAACCUAUUUUCUACGAAUAUUUUCGCUAUACUCCACCAAGAUCGAAUCGUGGCUCGCUGAACGAGAAAUUAAGGUAUCAUCAGGAGUCAACGUUCUUCAAAAAAUUUUGAUUUAAAAGAAGAAGAAUGAAAAUAAUACAGCGACAAACUAAAGGAGAAAAGAACGAAUUUAAUCAAGAUUAAGGCGCUCACAAACUCAACAACAACAAAUCUACAGUAUUGAAGCAAACCAAACAAAUAAAACUAAAAAAUACAACAAAUAUUGAAUUUUCACAAAGAGAAAAUUCGCCAACAGAAUCCCAUUAAGAAAAGUUGUGGUCUGAUCAUAAAAAGAGUGAAUAUUUUUUAAGAACUACUCUCGCCCGGUUAUUGCUAAGAAAUAUCCGACAGAAAUACAAAGACAAACAAUAAUACCCUCCCCCGCCCCAAACACAAAAUAAACUAAAAGAUAAGCAAUUUUCAUAAAUGGUGUGUAUGUGCAUUUUAUAUAGAAAAUAAGUGUAAGACAACAAAACUAAGAAAACAUUUUUUAAAAGAAAACAAGUCGUAAAACUCCCCACAAAAAAGAAAAAAAAAAAUAUAAAAAUAUUGAUGUUUUAUAUAUUUACACAAGGAUAUAUGAGUGUUUAAGGAUUUUGAGCAAAGACUUUCGUAAUUAAUAAAAACAAAAAAGAGUUGUAUAAGCCCCAACAGGAUCUCACUCACUACCAGUACACCCUUAACACAGACACCCACACACACCCACACACGUUUACAACAAGAAGGACUUCCAACGAUUUUAAGCUAAUCCAAGACGACGAAAUUUUCUGUUGAAAAACCAACACGACAACUUUAAGAACUUUCUUCUUUUUAACAACAACAACAACAAAAAAGCAACAACAAACAUUUCAAUGGUUAACAAAUAAAAGAACUUUUUUUCUUUGCAAAAAGGCCAAAUUUAUUGAAAUUCAUUAUCAACAACAACAAAACAACUUUAAAACUAUUUCUAAGGCAGAAGAAAAAACUAUUUAAAUUUAAAACAAAAAAGCACUGCAAUAAAAGGGUUUGUGACUUUAAUGAUAAUUUUUUAAUAAAAAAAACAGUUUUUAUAAACAAUAAAAAGACAUUUUAUAAAAAACAAAAAAACUAAUUAAACGAAAAAUUCCAAAAAAAGUAAACAACAAUUUUUAGACAAGAGAAUAAAUCAGACAAAUAUAUUGUUAAGAAAAGGUGAUUUUUUUAAAGAAGAAGAAAAGACGUUUCCUUAGAAUCUGUGUGUACUAGAGGCGAGUUUAAUCCGCAUUAAAUUAAAUAUCAACUGGAAGAAAUAUUACACCAAAUUUGAUAUAAAACUAAAUGAAAUUUAUACAAAUUGAGUAAGCAAUCGAGCAGCUAUUAAUUGUACACCAAGUGAAAAAUACAGAUAUUUUAUAUUAUUCCAAAAAAAAACAAAAACAAAAAUCAAGAAAAUUCCAAGAAAAACAAACAAACAAACAAAAAAUCAAGAAAGAAAGUAAUCUUGCAAAUCAACACCACCAAAGAAAACCAACUAUUACAGAGCUAAUUUAAAACAACAACAACAACAAAAAUAUAUAACGAAUUGACAACAACCAACCACAACAACAACCAGAAAAUUUUAAGGAAAACAAACAACAAAAUAAUCAUUUAUACACUUUAAUAGAGACUCAAAAAGGAUUUAAGGAUUUAAAGAUUUUUUGAGUAUAAAUCAACCAAAUGUUCCAUAUUGAAAUACAACAACAGUAACAACAAAAAACAAUUUAUAAAAUUUAAAUAAUUAUAGUCAAAUAAAAGAAAACCAAAUUUACGCUAAACCAAAAAAACCAAAAAAAAAAACUUUUUUGCAUUUUUGCAAUUUUAUAAAACAACAACAACAACAGAAAAAAUAAAUCAUUCCAAAAACAAACUUUUCACCCAUUUCACCAAAACCAAACAACUAAAGGAAAAUCCAAAAAAACAAAAUCAUUAGCAAAAUUUACUCUUUUAACUUUUUAUUAUUAUAACAACAACUAAAAAUUUAAACAAUUUUAAAUAAAUUACCAAACAACAACUCUUAUAAAUUGAUGAUCCAUACAAAGAUCUAAAACUCCAAACUCCAACCAACAAAAUUACCGUGAAAUUUCAAAACAACAUAGAACAGAACUACGCUUUUUUAAAUAAAAAACAAAAACCACAUUUCUUAUAAACUUAACAAGAAUUAAAACAACAACAACCACAACUUGUGCUAAGCACUGAUCUUCAGAGAACAGAAAACGAAAAGCUUCAAGUUUGACUUCAAGUUUGCGUGGACGGGCUCACAUAAAGCCUAAGGCCAUCACAGGAGCCAGUUUUCUCUCAUCGCCCCCCCGGUUCGAAGGAAAUCUUUCAAAAUUACUCUCCAACAGCAACAAACCACCACCAACACCAACAAAAUGACCAAUGCCAUGGACAUUGUUAUCAAAAACGGCAGCACCAAUGGGUCUGUCGAUGGCAACGAUGAAUCUCGCACCAACUUGAUUGUGAACUACUUGCCGCAAACCAUGACGCAGGAGGAAAUGCGUUCCCUCUUCUCGAGCAUUGGCGAGCUGGAGAGUUGCAAAUUAGUGCGCGAUAAAAUUUCCGUGCUGCCAGCUUCGUUGCAGGCCUUGAAUCCAGCCUUGCAGCAAGGUCAAAGUCUGGGCUAUGGUUUUGUCAACUAUGUUCGGCCAGAGGAUGCCGAGAAGGCUGUCAACACCCUGAACGGUCUACGUUUGCAGAAUAAGGUCAUCAAAGUCUCAUAUGCCCGUCCAAGUUCGGAGUCAAUCAAGGGUGCUAACCUAUAUGUAUCGGGUCUUCCCAAAAACCUAUCACAGCCAGACUUGGAGGCGUUGUUUGCACCAUAUGGCAAGAUAAUAACAUCUCGUAUACUCUGUGAUAAUAUAUCCGGUCUCUCGAAAGGUGUUGGCUUUAUACGUUUCGAUCAACGCAACGAAGCCGAACGUGCAAUUCAAGAACUCAACGGCAAGACACCCAAGGGUUAUACGGAACCAAUAACUGUUAAAUUUGCCAACAAUCCAAGCAAUAGCGCCAAAGCUCAAAUCCCACCACCGUUGGCUGCUUAUCUGACACCACAGGCAGCUGCUGCGACUAGACGUCUGACUGCCGGAGCUUUGCCAUCGGCUGGCCGCAUAAGCAUUGGAAAAAGCCCCCUGUUUGCCAUUAACAAGGGUUUACAAAGGUAUUCUCCAUUGGCUGGUGAUCUCUUGGCCAACUCCAUAUUGCCGGGUAAUGCUAUAACGGGUUCCGGUUGGUGUAUAUUCGUCUAUAAUUUGGCACCCGAAACCGAGGAGAACGUCUUGUGGCAAUUGUUUGGCCCAUUCGGUGCCGUCCAAUCGGUUAAGGUAAUCCGUGACCUGCAGACCAGCAAAUGCAAAGGUUUCGGCUUUGUUACUAUGACCAAUUAUGAUGAAGCGGUUGUGGCUAUACAAUCAUUGAAUGGUUAUACUUUAGGUAAUCGUGUUUUGCAAGUAAGCUUUAAGACCAAUAAAACAAAAACAGCUUAAGCAGCUCAUCGACAGCAGCAGCAUCAGCAACUAAACGCAACAAAAACAACUACAACAACAGCAAAUAACAUUUUAAGCAUAAAUGUUGUGGUCGGCCAAAAGACGACUAAAUCAUCGAAGAGUAACAACAACAGCAACAACAAAAUUACAAGACAGAUAUUUUAAUGCACGUUAACUCAAGGAGUAACUCCCACAAAGAAAAAAACAAAUAUACAAAUAAGUAACUAAAUUAAUGGUUUUGAAUAAGGCAAAGGUUAUAAAUAAAAUAGAACAACAAAUGGUUUGAUGAAAAAGACUGAAGUAAAUUUUACAUUAACGUUUCUUUGGCCUCCUCUUGAUGGGUUAGGUCAUUUAAGGGCUUUUCCAUUGUUCCUUGUUAAGAUCUAAAAAUGUCCUAAAACCAUAUCAUUGUAGGUGUUUCAAGCUUGACCAGUUUUAGUUGAGAGCUUUUUUUCGAACAACGUUGAUCUGGAUCCGAAGCAUAGAGAUCAUUCGCCUCAAAACUUUCAUAUAUAUAUAUAUAUAGAUAGAUAGAGAGAGAGAGAGAGAGAGAGAGAGUUAAUAAAUGGAAUGUGUUAACAAAUGCUUGAGUUGCAUUAAAGCAGUCGAGAACAAGGCCCCGCUCACCAGCCAAUUUCUCUUUGGUUUUAGAAAUCAUCAACAAAUCAGUGUCUUCUGCGGACUCAUAUUUGUGCAGUGCUGAUUAAAGCUGCAAUGAGCAUAGACCAGAGCUGAGCAAAAUAAUAUAAAGAGAAAAUUAAAUUUUACAAUAUAUUUCAACUUUUUUUAAAACGAAUAUUGUCUAAAAUAGUUAUUAGACCUGUUUUUUAAAGAGUAAAUUGAAUAAUACAUAGGCUUUGAUUGAUUGGUUGUUUAACAAAAACUAAGAGAAAUUGGCCGCUUGCGCCAGAACACCUUCGUGCUCAACAUUGGCAUAGACUAAUGAAUACGUAGACAACAGAAUGCUGGUUUUGUCUUUAUAUCCAGAUGGCCAGAAGGAAAAAACCAGCAAGUAGAGCUACUCGAAGUCGAAACCACAUUUAAUCGUUUUCCUAGAAUUGCACUGGUUUAAUAUUUUUAACAUUUUAGAUUCGAGUGACUUUAAUAUUUGCACUCAUACUCCUGAAAUGACAUCUGCUGAUUCGAAUUAUUUUCGAUAAGCCGUGGGAGCAUUCCGUUGUCUGUAUAUUCAUUCGUCUAUGCCAACACUGCUCAAAACCGUGUCCUAGCACAUGAGUCCAAAAAAAGAGAUUAUUUAAGAGAAAAAUAAUAAUGACAAAGUGAAUUAUUACAAAAAAAAUAUAAAUUAUGUCUUAACACGGAGUUUUUGAUGAUUUUAAUAAACUAGGAGAAAUUGGACUGCUGAGCGAGGGCUGAUUUUUAAGCAGCGCUACUCUCUUUCUCCCAUAAACACAGUGCAUAGACUCUACCAGCCCUGCUCAAAACCGUGUUCUAGAACAUGAGUCGAAAAAAACGAUAAUUUAACACAAAGUUAAAAUUCUGUUUAUCUUUCUAUUUUACUAUUCCAUUUAAUUGUUUUUGAACAUGAAUGAUUGCAAAAUAAUUUAUAAUGCAAAUGGAUAAAAAAUAUUUGUAUAAAUAACGGCUUAACUCUGUUUUGUUCUUGAUUUAAAUAAUCAAAGAGAAAUUUGACUGUAAAGAGAUAUUUUUUCUUGAGUAGCGCUGACUCUAUGCACUGGGUUUAUAUCAGAGAGUAGUAAAAAAAUGUUCUCAUUACUCUUCCUUUCAAAUUUUAAUAUGAGAGAGUGAGAAAUUAUUACUCAGAAAAUUGGUGGCGAUGGCAAUCGGUAAAUUUAUUUAUUUAAUGCAUAGAUGCUCAAGAAAAAUAUCUCUUUCCAUUCAAAUUUAUCUUUGCUUCUCAAGAACAAGAACAAAACAGUGUUAAGUCAUAAUUUAUACAAAUAUUUUUUAUUCAUUUGCUUUAUAAAUUAUUUUGGCAAACAUUUAUGUUAAAAAAAAAAAAAACAAUUAAAUGGAAUCGUAAAAUAUAAAGAAAAACAGAAUUUUAAUUUUCUAUAAAUUAUCUCUUUUUUUUCGGCUCAUGGUCUAGCUAGCCCGGCCCCGAACGUGGAAAAGCAACCCCCACAUAAACUCAGCAUUGAGACAGUUUUAUUUUGCCCACAAAAAUUUAAACACACAAUAUCUAUUACCUCCAAAAUAGCGUUGGGUUAGGGUUGCGUUUAAAUCUCUUAAUGGGUUAACAAAAUAUAAUCUCGCAAGAUGGCUGGUCUACAUUUCCUUCUUAAUCAAAAUUAAGAUAGCUUUUGCUUCAUGCUAUAUAUAAGAGAAUUUCAUUGAACCACCUCUAUUUCCUUAAUCAAUGUAUGUUGUAUUGGAAAAAGCUUUUGACUUACCAGCAAGCUUUUGAUAACAUUUGCUUUUAAUUCCCUGUCAUUCUAAAAAAAAAAAAAUUACUUGCGAUGACGUUUCAUUUCCACACUUCUUUGCAUCGUCUGUAAUGUUUAACUUUCAGUACCGAAUUAUUUGAGUUUACGUGCUUUCUAGAAUAUCUGUCUGAGAGAAACCAAAACUUCGUAAAAUUAUGCUUUGACUUCUUUAUACUCAAUACAUGUUGUACAAUUUAAAAAAACGAAAAAUACUAGUCAAAUUUUUUCUUUAAUUUUUAAAAUAAAUUAUAUAAUACGCUAAUUUUUCCUUUUUCUUUUUGUGAAAAUGCACACAUUACGAAAAUAUUUAAUAAAAAUACCAAGAACAAAAACAACAACAACAAGAAAAAUCUUUGUUACUUAGUAAAGUAUAAAAUGCUCUUUUUAGACAAUUCAAAUACGCAAAGCAAAAGAGAUAGCGAAAUAACUCCAUAUUCAUCCCAUAUGAAAAAUACAAUACACAUGAGUAGAGCUAUAAAAGUAAAAGAGGACAAGCAAAAAAAGACGGGAAACCAAAUAAACCUCCUUCCUAAAUAAAAACAAAAACCAAGCCACCCAAUUAACUUAAAUGCGAAAUAAAUAUGGAAAACUUUAUACUAAAACAAAUUCUAGUAGACCUCCUUAUAAUGAAAUGUCUUUAAAAAACUACAACAAUAACAACAAUACUAAAAUCGAGACACAAAUGCAAACCGAAACAAAAAUUCUCAAAAACCGCGCACAUUGUGUAGAGCAAAUUAAAUUUAUUAUUAAAUUAUUAUUACUUAAUUAAUUAAUUAUAUUACAUUUAAUUAUAACUUAAAUACAACAAAAUAUAUAUUUUAAUUGUCUAUGUUUAUUUACAUUUAACUCUCUUUCUCUUAAAAAAAAAUAAAAAUAAAUAAAUAAAAUAAAAUCAUUAUGACAAACAAAAACUUAGUAAACAUAGUUUUAAUUUUUUUUCAAGUUAUUUAUUUAAUUGAAGGAAAACCACAAUUUAUUCUACUUACAAAUGAAAACAACAAGCAUACACUUAAAAACAACAACAAGAAAAAUAUAAUUAAUUAACCAUAAACUUUAUUAUAUCAAUGUUUAAUUAUUCUUCAAAAACAAUACUGAAAGAAAGGAAGUAAUAAUAAAUAAACCAAAAAAACCAAAGCAAGAAUGGAAAAAUCCAAAAACAAUUUUAAUAUAACAACAACAAAAAACCAAGAGAAAAACAAAACAAAAAACCUAAAAAAAAUCACAAAAAUAUAUUUGUAUGUGUGUAGAAUUCUCUUUUUUAAUUAGCCAUACAUAUGUAUGUUUAUGUUUAACCGUUUAAUUGUCGCAUUACUUAAUUAAUUAACUACUUAUACUAAUUUAUUGUCAAAUUCAUAUAGCAACAACAACAACAAAAUAUAUUUCUUUUAUUAAAAACAAUUUAUCCAUACAAAACAAAAAACCAAGCUAACAAACAAUUCUAUUAUUAUAUAUAUUGAACAAAAAAAAACAUACAUACUUAUAUAUAAAGAGAAACCUAAACAAAAAACAAAACUCAAAACUUAACAAAAGUUUUAUUUAAUCGCAACUUAUUUAAGGGAGGUGCUGGCAAUUGGCAGGGGCGUAGCAUGCAGGGCAUACAGGGUAUUGAGAAAUAAUUCAAAUUAUUUUUAAAAGAAAUCUAAAAGACUGUCAUCACAUCAAAAUAAAAUAAAGAAAAAAAACAUUUCAUUCACCUAAGACUAGUUUGGUGCUACAGAGCUUAUCAUAGAGAGAGAGAGAGUAAUAGUAAACAACAACACCACCUUUUCAAAAAAGAAGAUAAGAAGAUCUCACAACGCUGGAGAUGUGAAAUGGUUAAAAAGGGCCAGAGGUUGUAAUUGUUUGUUUGUUGAUUAUACAAAAGUCUACGGGAAUUUCAAAAGAGUUUUGAUGCAAUUUAUCUAUGGCUCCAUCUGUUAUUGAAUUCCCAAAUGAAAGAAGAAAACGAGCGCAAAUUUUCUGUAAAUCUCAAUUCAUAUAUUCACCCAUUACAUUUGGAGUGAGAAAAAGUUGUCAAUAGCGUAUCUACAUCCAAAAUGAAAUAAAUUAUGGGUUUGGAAGACAUGGUUCUUCCUUCCAUAUAAAUCCAAAGGCAAUUAAUCUAGAAAGAGUCUGAAAACAAGCAGGAAAGAGUAGUUUUUGUGGAACGAAGGCCUUAUUCUUAAAAACUGACUAUUAUUUAAAGUAAACUUUUCACGUUUGAAUUGGAACCAAGAACCAACCAAUUGACUAUAAAAUCAUUGCCAAAUCGGCCUUAAAAUCGCCUUUCGAGAGUUUUUCAUCGACUAAAAGGCGAUAUAGAUUGACAAACUAUAAAUUGCCUUGCAAAAUCAUGAACAUAAGGAUCAAUGCUAAAAGUCUAACCAAGCUCUACCCAAAUAGAACAAUACAUACUUUUAGGCUUCGCCGGCAAUAGUUCUGUAGCAGAACGCACUAGAAUCUGCCCCAAUUUUUUCUAUGGAUUUAGCACAUAUGACUUUUACAAGAUGGCAAUAAUAUUUUGACAUUUUCACCAUCUUUCUGUACUUUCUUGUGUUAUAUUGUAUAUUAUUGUAUAUUACUUUCUUGUGUUAUAUUGUCACAUCGCUUAAUGACAUACCGCGUUUGAAGCGUCAGUCCAAGCAGAUUUUUACCAUGAAUCAAUACACGCCACGCGAGCGCUCUGAAAUAGUUGAAAUUUACAUUCAACAGAAGAAGUCAAUUGUGAAAACUCAACGUGCUUUUAAAACAUUAAAAAAUGUGAGAAGUGCGCCUUCUAAGAACACCAUUAAGCGUUUAUACGAAAAAUGUUCGACAGGUAAGGCUCUUUCUAAUCCGAAGAGGCCAUAUAAAAGUCGACCAAGACGAUCGGCCGAGAAUAACGCUGCCGUACGAGACAGUGUUGAGAGGUCCCCAAGAACAUCCCAAAAACGCCGUUCUUAGCAGUUGGGCAUGGCUCGGUCCACUUUACAACGGAUUAUUCGCAUUGAUUUGCAUUUGUUCCCUGCGGACAAGCCUCGUCGAUUGGAAUGCGCCCAAAGAGUCAUCGAAAUGGCAAAAAAAAAAAAAACAUGGGUCCGUCGAAUAUGGGCAACCCUGUAUAUUAUUUUUAAGGUACUUCCAUUUGGUAAAAUCGUUGCAUACAAACACGACCUACAUAUGCGUACAUACAAAGACCUAAAAUGGUAGAGCCUAGACAAAAUGCUUUUUGAACAAAUGGAUUGUGUCUACAAUAAAAAACUGCAACAAAGUCAAACGCCAUAAUUUUUUCUCUUUUUUUUUAAUUUUAUUGAAUGAAAGCGAAAAGUGUCGGAAAUAGCAUCAAAUUAUAGAAUAAGUUUAGAUUUGUUCGAAUUGGUCACCUUUGGCACGAAUUAUGACCUUCAAACAGACAAAAGAAACCGUCACACGCUGCCCGAAUGUCGCUCUGCGGUAUUUUGACUCAUUCCCGGCGAAGCGCUUGUUUGAGGUGAUCGACACUUUGGUAUUUUUUAGUGCCAACUUCAAAAAUACUUCAAACUCAAUAGUCCAACGGAUUGGUAUUCGGAGAUUUUGAUGGCCAUCGUGCGCUGUAAAUGAAGCGAGGAACCUCAUUUUGUAACCAUUCUUGGGUGGCGUGCUGAGUGUGAUGGUGCUGAGUCCUCUUGGAAUGUCCAAGGUCUGCGGCCAAAAUGUUUGCGUGCCCAAGGCUUUAAUACACCCCUGCUUUCCAAAAUACUCCAGACACAAUAGUCUAACAGAUUGGUAUACGGAGAUUUUUGUGUCAAUUGUGCUCUGGAAAUGUAGCGAGGAACCGCAAUUUGUAACAAUUUUUGGGUGGCGCGUGCUGAGUGCGAUGGUGCUGAGUCCUGUUGGAAUGUCCAAAGUCUGCGGCCAAAAUGUUUGCUUGCCCAAGGCUUUAAUACACCCUCCAGAGUUUUUUCGCUAUAAUAUUCGGCAUUUAUUCUGAUGCCACUGACGAUUAAUACGAAACAUCACCAUGGCCGGCGAUUGAGUUCUGGUGGCCAACCGAAGGUGCACAUUUCAGCUGACCUCUUUGGAAGUAAACACGAUCAUUUUGGUUGUUUACAAACUGCUGGACAACGAAUGUUUUCUCAUCGGAGAAAACUAAAUUCGGCAGUUCACCACUUUCGGCCAAGCGAAGCAACUCUUUAGCUCUUUUGAGUCUAUUUUCUUUCUGUUGCGGUGUAUGUUCUUGCACUUUUUGGAAUUUCAAUGGCCUUAUCCCGAGCUCAUUGCGAUAUGUUCAGCUCACGAGCCAUUUUUCGGCCACUGCGACGCGGGUUUCAAUCAAGUCGCUUCUUUACUUUUCGAACCGUUUCUGCUGAUGUUGCUGUUUUCUUCCGUCCACUUCCUUGACUUCGCGCUACGCUAUCAGUAUCACGGUAACGAGCGAUGGUAUGAGUCAUAAAAGAUUUAUUCAUAUUUAAAUGCUGGAGUGCUCUAACGAUAACCACUUGUGGCUUUCAGCCAAAUAAGGAAAAUUUCACAGUUAUCAGGAAAUAUAAUUGAAUGUUCGAAAAUAUCAGCUGAUGUUAUUUAUUUCCUUAAUUUGGUAAUAGCAAAUCAAUGUGAAUGGGAAUUUUCACGAAAUGUUAUUUUGUGAAUGGGAAUUCGCAUGAUAGAACUCCCAUUUAUAGGAGUGAUUAUGCAAAAAGUUAUCUAACGCAAAACUGUGUGGUACAAGGUAAGCAUCCGAGAUAAACACAGUAUAAUUUUAGCUUCGUAACCGCUGAAAUAUCUGCAAGCUCAGCCGUAGAAUUUAUAAUUGGGCGCCAUUCAUACCUAAAGAUCAGAAUUAUAAUUCUUUGUAUUCCUCAUCAUUUAACCAAAAAAUCGUUUGAAUAUUCUGAAAUGUGCAUCGGUUAAUAAUGUCACAGGAUUGGAAAUCAAUUUCAAUUAUUCAAAUUUCAGCCCCGCCCCAGUUUCAACGGAAGCUGCCAAGUCGAAUUAGAAGAGUUUCUAUUUUAUAGUUGUAUUGUCAUCAACAUUUUUCCGGAGAUUUCCAAUCCUCUAAUCGUGAAUACUUAUAAAAGAUUUAAAUAAUGUUCUCAACUACUAGUCUAUCGAAAAAUUAAAUUAAGGAAAAUUAGCAAAUAAGAACCGUUGAAGAUCCAAAAAGGCACAGAAAAUGUUCAAUUGAGUUCGAAGGUUUACAUAAAAGUCCUUCCCUAAAAUGUCAUGGGCAAAUAAAUUUCCCCAGCCUUUAUAGGUAUUUCUAAUUGCGGAACUUUUUAAUUUGGCAUCGCCAGUAGUUUAAUGUUUAAAUAAUAACUACAAUUGCUUAACUAACUUAACUGAUUGUAUUGCCACAAAACUCUACACGAUUCUCACAAAUAAUAGUAAAGCAGGAUAUAUUUCUAUUAUAAUUAACCGGUGAAAAAUGUCUACUAAGUUCCCACUAAAACUUCGGUGAUGGUCUAACUUUUGAAUAUUCUUUUGGAAAUAAUUAACAAUUAAAAAAAAAAUUCUAUAUAAAAAAACAACUUCUAACCUCCACAGUAGUGGUAAACAAGUUAGGAAAGUAUCAGGUAAGAGUAAUUAAGUAUUACAAAACUAUAUUCCAAAAUGACCCUCUAGACUAGAGUACACAAAAACAUAUUUUUUUUAAUAAACUAUAACUACGAUAAUUUUCAAAAUAUACUAUUUUUACAACUAAAGUAUAUAUAUCAAAUUGCAAUUUUAAAAAUAUUGUGAGAGCAAUUCGCAUUGCCAACUUCAUAUUCGUUAGACCACAUGAUCAUAGACAGUGUAGCCAUAUGCUGCAAAUUGUAGGACUUAACCAUAACAGGUCAAGCUUUAAUCGUGAAAGUACAACACUGUUGUCACUUGUAUGUGGUAGCAGCAGUAUUGUAUUUCGUUCAGUCAAAAAUGGCAACAGUGUUGCAUUUGCCCGCCGAAGUCACGAUUUAAGCGUUGUUCAGUUUCACCCUAGAGAGUUAUGUUAACUUCAUUGACUACUUGAACGAUUUAAUGUCAAAGAAAAUAAUGUAUUUUCGCAAUAUUUAGAUCUGAUCAUUUGAUCAGCUGCCAAAUUAUAUUAUUGUAAUUAAAAUCUCAUCUCUCAGAUGAUAAACAACCAUUUACUCUAAUUCGGAGAACACCUCAUCGUUGCGUCUUAAGCCACGACAACCUAUGGCCUUAUGAUCCUCCCUCUCUAGAUUUUUGAGAUUUGAAACAUCAUUCUUCUGGAAUAAAAACGACAUCAAAUUCAAUAUCCCUUAUGUGCGACAUGUUACCUAGUCUAUCUUCCCCGAAACCCCAACCUCUCCUAUAUAUACAUACUUAUAAACAUAACAACAAACAAAUUUAUACACAACAUUUUCCAACACCAACAAAGUAUGCAAAAGUUGCAAAAGUCCAUUUUUAAGGAUUUAUGGAAAUACCAAAAAAAGAAUGGCGCUAAAAUAAUAGAAGACAUAAAGAUAUAUAGUGAAUGUCAUAACAUAACACAAAAAUAUAUAUAAUAAUUAUACAUUUAUAAAUAAUUUAAUUAUGAAGAUAUUUUUUUUUUGCAAUUACAUCAAUUCUAUUUAAAUGAAAUGCAACAGCAACAAAUAUUAUUAUCAAUUAAAUAAUUAAAUUAAAUUAUAUUAUUAUUCUCAUUAUUAUGAUUAUACAUUCUCCUUAUUAUGGUGAUGAUUACAAUUAAUUAUUAUUCUAUAGAAUAUUAAACAGUAAAUGUGUGUAACAAAAAUUUAUUUUAAAUUUAUGCAAAUUAACAUUGUCAGCAACAAAUUGAAACAUAAAGAAACUACAACAGAGAAAUCUUAACUAAACAGAUGAAGAAAAAACUCGCAUUUUAUUGUUUCAGAAGAGAACAGAAUAGAAACGAAAACAAAACCAAAAAC
Musca domestica (house fly) is the source of this 13443-nucleotide messenger RNA. RefSeq names its product ELAV-like protein 3. The record is from RefSeq and is a predicted model, not a curated record. Lineage: Eukaryota; Metazoa; Arthropoda; Insecta; Diptera; Muscidae. Bases 3096 to 4205 code for a protein of 369 amino acids. The transcript has 8 exons. Gene Ontology annotation, molecular function: RNA binding. Gene Ontology annotation, cellular component: ribonucleoprotein complex.